This is a messenger RNA of Prosopis cineraria, 1101 nucleotides long. RefSeq lists its product as uncharacterized. Lineage: Eukaryota; Viridiplantae; Streptophyta; Magnoliopsida; Fabales; Fabaceae. The record is from RefSeq and is a predicted model, not a curated record. Bases 1 to 1101 code for a protein of 366 amino acids. The transcript has 3 exons.
AUGGAUGACAAUACGCAAUCUCGCUUAUUACAAUUACUUGUACAUGCAGAGGACGAUGAGAUUGAGGCUAUUACUGCAAUAAUAUCCAAUUACUCAACAACUUUAUUGAAAGAGCCUUGUAGAACCAGUUCGCAAUCAGGUCAUGCAUGGGUGCAAGAAAUUUUGCAAAGGUAUCCUCAACGUUGUUAUGAUAUGUUUCGUAUGGAAAAAGAUAUUUUUCUUCAACUUUGUGACGAACUAGUGCAACAUGGCCUACGUCCAACCAGAAGAACAGGGAUUUAUGAAAUGGUCGGUAUGUUCCUAAAUAUUAUUGGACAUGGAGUGGGGAAUAGGAUGGCACAAGAACGAUUUCAACAUUCAGUAAAGACUGUUCAUAGGCAUUUUAGAAAUGUAUUGCAUGCUUGUGAGAAGCUAGCAAAGGAAUAUAUCCAACUAAAAGAUUGCACUUUUCAAGAUAUUCAUCCAAAAAUUUUAGGUGAUCUGCAAUAUUGGCCAUUCUUUAAAGAUGCCAUAGGAACAAUUGAUGGCACACAUAUCCCAUGUGUGGUUAGUGUUGAAGAGCAAGGGAAAUAUAUUGGAAGGAAAGGUAUUCCAACACAAAAUAUAAUGGCCGCAUGUGAUGGGGAUAUGUGCUUUACUUAUGUCAUGGCUGGAUGGGAAGGGACUGCUCAUGAUGCUCGUUUGUUUGACUAUGCUCUCACAAGGCCGAACAUGAAAUUUCCACAUCCACCCCAAGGUAAAUAUUAUUUGUUAAAUGCUAGCUAUCCAACUCCACGUGGAUAUUUAGGUCCUUAUAGAUCUCAUAGGUACCACCUUCCAGAUUUCAGGCGUUCAUCUAGAUUUGCAAAUAAUAAUGAGCAAGUUCGUAUUGUUGGUGCAACAAUGGCUAUACAUAAUUUUAUUAGAAGAAAAUCUAUAACUGAUUCUGACUUCAGGAAUUUUGAGGAUGAAAAUAUGGUUAACACUAUCGAUGAUAUUAAUGAGCCUGCAUUUUCAUCAACAAUUUCAAGUGUAAUUUCAAGCAUAGCUUCUGAUAGAGAAAUUAAUAGGGUUCGAGAUUCUAUUAAAGAUCAGAUUGUAUAUUAUAGAUCGAACCAUUAA